GUGUGGAUUUCCACAGGACAGAGCGGAGACACCGCGCAGGAGAAGCCGGGCGACAGGCUAGCAGAGGCGCGGACCGACACCGACUCUUCCCGACCGACCUCACCGAGGAAUGUGUCGGAUCUGCCGGGGUGUGCGCCUGGGCAGACACCGCAGAGGUCCUUCUGAAGGCUGAACCUUUCUUCUCAGCACUUGAAAAGUUGACCCAAUCUGACUUUCAUAGACGAGGUGUUUUUCCCAGGAAGCCAGAGAAAAGAUGGAAUAAGGAGGUUUAUGGAGAUCUGAAUUCUGUACAUACAAAUAGGAAAUCUGUGUGAAACCCACAAGAGGAACCAUGGUAACCUUAGAAACCUCAGGGGACCCUGUUCCUCUCACGGCCCUCUCCCGCUGGUACCUCUAUGCCAUCCACGGCUACUUCUGUGAAGUGAUGUUCACCGCCGCCUGGGAGUUUGUGGUCAACUGCAACUGGAAGUUCCCCGGUGUGACCAGUGUGUGGGCCCUCUUCAUCUACGGCACCUGCAUCCUCAUUGUGGAGCAGAUGUACUUGACGUUGCGCGGCCGCUGCCCCGUGCUGCUGCGCUGCAUCAUCUACACCCUCUGGACCUACCUGUGGGAGUUUGGGACGGGGCUGCUGCUGCGGCAGUUCAACGCCUGUCCCUGGGACUACGCCGAGUUCCGCUACAACUUCAUGGGCUUGAUCACAGCCGAGUACGCCGUGCCGUGGUUCUGCGCCUCCUUCAUCGUGGAGCGCUUUGUUAUCCGCAAAACGCUGCGGCUACGCUUUCAUGAAGGGCCCGAGGACGGCUGGUCAAACCAUCGGCAUGAUGCUGGAGGAGGAGAUGGAGGAGGAGGCGCUGGAGAAACUUUGGAAGGCAGCAGGGAGCGAGAACAAAGGAGGGGGAGUGGCUUUAAUUCAAACGGCUACCUUAAAGUUGAUUGAGUCAAUUUGCAGGGGACUCUGUCAUACUUCCUUGACCCGCCACUGGCACUUUUCCAUAUGCAAUCCUCACCCUUUAGCGCAUGGGAUUGAGAGACAGCCAUCAAGAAUCGGUUAGUUAGUGCUGAGGAAGCCAGAAAACAAAUGUCUAACUGAGGCUUCAAAUUCCAAAUACUUACUGUCGUUAGCUAAACAGGGACUCAUAAUGCUACUGUUAUUACUGCAUUUCACAUUACAUUUACAUGGGGCUGACUCUAAUACUAGGAUCUUCAAUGAUCUGGAUUAAACUUUAAAACUCCUUCUUGGAGCUCAGAAUAUAGGAUAAAAAAAGCACUUUUGCAGAGAUUAGUGUUAUUGUUCUGUUAAAAGACUUCUUGGAAAAAAAGAACAAAUACAGUAUUUGUGUUAUUUAAGUAUGCACCAAUCUAUGUAAGAACAGUUCUCUUGCCUCAUAGGAAUGUUAAAUGAAAGCAGCACAGCCACGAAAUAUCAUCUAGAGACCCAAAUGCCGGCCUUUCUUUACAUUCAAAGGAAUGUGUAACAUUUAGGAUGAUCUUUCGAGUUAAAAUGCAAAGCGGUUUUCCUCAAUGUAGAAAAAACUAUAAAGAUAUGAGGAAUUUUGUCGCAGUUCCGUUGUAAUAAGUAAUUUAUAUUAGGGUCGCAUGUGCAAUUUUUUUUUUUUUUUUUUUUAGUAAUUGAACCAGCCUCUGAUUAAACAGCAAUAGAAGUGCUGCUGUGGGUGUUCCCAAACCUUUUUUCUUGAAGCAUACAAAAGAGCCGGCCUCUACUUCCCUCCGUCAAAACGGUGCACACACACACACACACACAUGCAUAUCCCACUCCAACAGCCAAGUCAUUGAUUAUACAUGAAAAACUCUUUACAAAACAUGCAUCUUUAAAGAAAACCUACCAGUCACCUGGGUCUUAAAUAUGGAGGUAAGUUGUCAGGUGAAGGCUGUUGUUUAUUCUUAUAAGGUGCUAAAGUUCAUAAUAGGUACAAAUAAAACUAGAUAUUAACCUGCACUGUAUAAGAAGACAAAUACCGCUUUCCUCUCACUGUGAGAUAUUAAAUCAGACUAAUCAGACCAGAAUAAUAAUUGAUCAGUUAUUUGAAAAAGAAAUAUCCACAUGUUCACAGAUGUUCCUCAAUUUGAGUUCGAAUAUCCCAAAGCCAUGAGAUCAUUCUCGUUAUCUGGACUCACUAAAUGUAAUCUUGGAACUCUAAAUUUAAAGAAAGUUAUAGAAGUAAAUAAAAAAUCUCUCUUUCAUUAUUCUGGUGCUGAUAAAAAUAAUCUUAUUGGCACCAACUGAAAACAGGAAAAGGCAAAUCUGACGUAAUAUCAGAGAAUAAGAAAAAAAAACUGUCUUGCUUAUACAGUUGACGUAAAUAUCUGGUUUCAAGUUUAGUGUAGAAUGACCUAAAACUCUGUGUUUGUGUUACACCUGUCUUCAGAGCUGUUUGCAAUUUCGCCAAUUCGUACCCUUCUUUCUCACACAAGCAGCAUCAUUUGACCCAGAGCCACUUAGUACAGGACCGUUUGUUUGUAGUGUCUUGGUACAUUUUUCUGACCAUUUGUCUACAGUAAUACACAAAAACACUUGACUACUAAAAAGGUAACAUGAUUUAGUCUUGGUAUUAUUUAUAUGGAUGUAUGAAAUGGUAUGGUUAUGGGUAUGAAAUGACUGUAGAAAAUUACUAAUGUAGGUAACGUGUGUGCGCGUGCGUAUGUGUGUGUGUAUGUGUGUGUGAACCGAGGGUGCGAGUUGGCAAAGGAGCAAUUAAAUUAACACUGUUAAUAAUGUUUGCUUUUCUUUUGUUGGAUAUAUCUCCAAACUUGUCGUCUUUCUGCCACCGUCACUCUUAAUGUGAACGUUGCCGUGGUGCGAUAGCAAAAACUGUCCCCCGUGAAACACUGUGGCCGCCGCAUCACACCCAUUCGUAUGAAUUAAAAGUCGCACCAGGCCAAAUUUUAUUUCUUUGAUAGAGGCUUUUGAAGGUUACACCCAGAAACACUUUGGCUGAUGUUCAUUUGGCAGCAUUUUCAUCACAUUCUGCAGCAAUGGACCUUUAAGAAUGUAUCCUCCCCCAGAAGCAGGGUUUCGCCAUUAUUUAUUUAUUUUCACUUUGGUCUCAAGGAUCACACUGAAAAAAAAAACAAAGCAAAAAAAUGCAUGGAAAGAUCUUCUUUCAGCCUGUUUAUUCAAUCAUCAACCAUAAUGUAUGUCUGAUGAAUCACUCUGCUGCAUGUGCGAACAGAAUGACAGAAGAUGCUGGUUGUCAGCGAGGGUCUGCGGUUGUCUUCUCCUAGCAUGUCAAAGUGUCCUUGAGCCACAUGUUGAACCACUAAACUGUAAGUAAGCAGGUCAUGGCUUUGCAUGGCUGCUUUCCUACUGUGUUUUUUGUGUGUGUGUGUGUAAUUGGACAUAUAUGUGUAUUACCUAGUUGCUAAAGUCUGACGACUGUGAGUCAUGGCCAUCGACAUAAAAGCCUUUUGCAAUUUUUUUUUAAAGAGUUACGUUGUGUGUCUCUGUCUGCAAUUACCAGUUUGUGUGGUUUGAUGCCAUCUUCAGUAUGGCAAAGACUUAAAAGUCUUAUGUAAUACUAAUUACUGUAAAAAAAAAAAAAAACAAUUCACAGAGCCUUGCAAAAGCGUUGGCCUUUUUGCGAUUACAAAAUUCAGUGUAUUUUGAUGGGGGCUCAUGCGGUAAACUAACACAAAGUAGUCAUAACUGUGCAGUGGAAUUAACACAUUGCGUUCAACCUGUUUUACAAUUAAAAUAGUUACAUAAAUGUGUGCUAGGAGGAAUAUGUAUUCAACACUGACACCAGAAAAAGUGCAACUUGUUGCCUUCAGAAGUUACGUGUGUGUAAUCGAAUCUCAAUAUAAAUACAGCGGUUUCUGUGAAGGCCUUAGAUGUUUGUUUCUACAAACCACAUGCCACUUCACAAUGACGGUAAAGACAGAUUACAAGUAACAAUUUUCAUAUUUUGACUUGCAAACUCAUGCCAUGUGCUCCUUUGUGUUUGUCCGUCACAUAAAAUCCAGGUAAAACAUGUUUGGUGUGUAGUCGACAUAAAAAAAAAGGGGAAAAAAAGUGCUUUUGGAAGGCUCUGUGGAUACCGUAAGCAUAUUUCUAGAGAAUUUAAAAACAAAAACAGCCCUGAGAAACAUUCAGGAGUAACAUCAGUAGUUAUAAAAGACAUAUCAAUAAGAUUAAGUAGAGAGGGCUUUGUGUUUUUAUUGGCUUGAAUUAUAUAAAUCCUGUAUGGGAUCUCAAGCUGACAGCCUCCGUCAAAUGACUCUUUACUAAACAUGUUCCUGGGAACGAAAGGAACAUAACUAUACCGAAUAUAGACUCAAAAUGUCAUAGCAGACUCUAGAUAAACUCAAUAAAUAAUAAUAAUAAUAAACAAUACCCUUUUUAAUAUUUCCACAGUUCUGCUUGACUAAGUGGACACUAUGACCUUCUCCUGUGUUGUUGAUGCGUUAAAUGUGGAGCUUUCCCUGCGCGCGGCUCUCGUGAGAGAGCUGCUCUGCAUCUCAGAUGAAGUGCUGCCACCCAGUGGUGAGCGGCCUGCUAAACAUCCAGGAAACGGGAAUGUUAGUUUUGCACUCUUCAGCGUCGUAUGCAUUUUUCAUUAGGCUUAAGAGCAAUACUGUAGAUGCGAUUAUUACCCUUUUCUAAGGAAACGUCUCUGCAUAAUUCAUAUGCAGUAAAUAUCUUAACUUGCUAACCGAAAUGUAUUCUCUGCAAUAUGUGUGUGAAGGAACUUUGAGUCACGCAGAGAUGCUUGUCUCUGAGUAAGUGCAUGAAUAAUAUGUUAACAGUAAGCUGGGUGUCUGGUGUUGUUUUUAUUUAUUUCUCUCUCUCUCUCUCUGUCUUUGAAUGUGCAUGUCUAAAAGCAGCUCCACCAAACUCCAGUUUCAAGCUGCUGCUGAAUGAUCUAAGCAUUAUUUUUAUAAAAAAAAAGAAAAAGAAAAAAGGAGCAGGAUUCUUGAGAAAUCUGUACUGUAUAUCGCUAAUGAAUGAUUUAUCAAUCUCUGAGGAACAAAUGUUUAAAAAAAAAAAAGAAGUAUUUGGUUUUUAAUGUGCGUGGGUGUGAGAACUGUGAAAUAUGUCUAGAAUGCCUUUUUAUAUUAUUUCCUGAUUAAUUAUUGUUAUUAACCCUGAUGAAUUAAAAAUAAACAACUUGCUGGUC
This is a messenger RNA of Poecilia reticulata (guppy), 5135 nucleotides long. It is a transcript of the gene tmem229b, whose product is annotated as transmembrane protein 229B. NCBI's taxonomy places the organism in Eukaryota, Metazoa, Chordata, Actinopteri, Cyprinodontiformes, Poeciliidae. The record is from RefSeq and is a predicted model, not a curated record.